AUGGCGCCUGCUAAAGAGCCGAAGAAACGAGUGAAAUCUAUUAAGAAACCGGGGGAUAAUCCGAUAGCGAAAACGAAAAAAUUUAAGAAGUGCAACAAAUUGUCCACGUUCAUGAAUUUGAUCUUUCGUAACGUUAUUCGGAAGAGGACGGUAUUGAGUGCAGAGGUUGCGCUGAUCAUCAUGAAGAUAUUCAUGAAAAUGAUUGGGAAGACAGCCAAUGGCGUGACACGUCGCAAGAAGAAGUUUGUGACCGUCAGGGAUGCUCAACUUGCCGUGGCUAGCGUCCUUCCUGGAGAGCUGGGGUACCGUGCUCACCAGAGCGCUAUGAAUGCGAUCGCCGAGUUCCGUCGUCGUCACGCCAGCGAGUUGGCGAGAUUGUCUCAAGCUUAG
Messenger RNA from Helicoverpa armigera (cotton bollworm), 390 nucleotides. RefSeq lists its product as uncharacterized. The coding region runs from base 1 to 390 and encodes 129 amino acids. Gene Ontology annotation, molecular function: protein heterodimerization activity. Lineage: Eukaryota; Metazoa; Arthropoda; Insecta; Lepidoptera; Noctuidae. The record is from RefSeq and is a predicted model, not a curated record. The transcript has a single exon.